AUGCGCGUGCUUCUGCUCUGCGUGUGCACGACGACGUGGAUGCUCAGUGUGCACGCCGCCGACGGGCACCGGAACCGGCAUCGACACCGGGAGGCCGGCCGGCGCGGACCCGGUUUAGAGACGCGGAGGGCCGGGGAGGACAGGAGGGGGGAGUCGGGGAGCCUUCGAGUGGAUUUGCCCGGGAAGGGGAGUCUGCGCGAGGCUCAAGCCGUCCUGACGAAGAAGAUGGCGGCGGGAAGAAAAGACAAAAUGGCUGCCGUCUUGCAGAAACAUAUCGAGAAGGAGAAGAAAAGACUCAACGCCCGCACCUCGUCUUCUCGCCUGGGCAGCAGACGCGUGUUGUCGUGUGUUUGCGCAGUCGUGUGUCGUCUGCUGUGUAAGAACGGAGGCGUGUGCCUGCUGAAGGAUCGAUGCCUGUGCCCCUCAAACUUUACCGGAAAGUUCUGCCAGAUCCCGGUCACGUCGCAACCCUCCUCGCAAGUCCCGCCCUCCUCCUCCUCGUCCAAUGAGAUCGUCAAGCCUCCCCGCCUGUCCGUCAAUGCCGAUCUGACCCGAUCUGAGUUCCUGUUGCCGCUGGGAGGGCACAACCAGGAUAUUCCAGGGGGCGCCAGUGGAGCGUCCAUGGUGAAGGUCAGAGUGCAGCACCCUCCCGAGGCGAGCGUCAAGGUCCACCAGGUGAUGAAGGUUUCCGGAUUCAUGCCUGCCCCGCAAGCGCUCUCGUCCGCGACGCUCUCUGGGUCGGCAGGGGCUCCGGCGCCCCAGACGCUCAGAACUGACGCCAUCUCCGCCCGACACACCGGCUUCAAGUAUUGCUUCAGGGAGGUCAAAGAUGGACAGUGUAAUUCUCCUCUGCCCGGCCUGAGGAGCAAAGAGAUGUGCUGCCGAGGUCCGGGCAAGGCCUGGGGCACCGGGGACUGUGAGCUCUGCCCCCCGCGUGCAGCAGGUCCAAACAACAGCAGCUGUCCGGUUGGCUUCCGACCCAGCAACGAAAGCAAAUGCAUCGAUGUGAACGAGUGCCAGCAGUCGGGGCUUUGUGAGAACGGUCUUUGCGUGAACACGGUGGGGAGCUAUAGUUGCGUUUGCAAGCAGGGUUUCAUCCUGGACGCCUCGCAUGGACUUUGCAUCUCCCACACUGUGAUAUCGGAGACGAAGGGUCAGUGCCAUCGGGUUCUGGGUUCAGGUCUAGGCCCGUCCUCCUGCUCGCUGCCCAUCCUCCGAAAUAUCACCAAGCAGAUCUGCUGCUGCAGCCGAGUGGGCAAGGCCUGGGGGCCCGAAUGCCAGCGCUGCCCUUACUUCGGCUCCGCUGCUUUCAAGGAGAUCUGUCCCGCCGGUCCUGGCUAUCACUACUCCGCCUCCGCCUUGCAAUUUAGCCAGAGAGCUGCAGAUCAUCUGGGCACCCACGGGGCUCAGCUUAUAACCAAUGGUGACCACCAGGGCACUUCUUCUAGUGGAGCCAUAGGGUCUAAGCAGAAAAGCCGACCUAGUCCACCUCCACAUCGCCUGGCUAUCAGCCCCCCACCAGCGAGACCCGUGAACCCUGCAAGCACCGCCGGGCGCAAACCUCAACCUCCAGACACUCUUGCCGUUCGGCCAAGACCAACCGUGUCGCCUGUGAGACUGCCGCCACAGUCCCGUGGGAGUCAAGAUACAGGCCACGUCCAAGGAACAGUUAAGAGUCAGGGUAUGAGUCACAAUCAAGUUACAAGCAGUGGCCAAGACACCAACCAGAACCUAGGCACUAUUAGUAACCAAGGAUCAAGUAACACCCAAGGAACCAGUCAGAAUCAAUAUACGAGGAGAAACCAAGGCUCGAGUCAGAAACAAGACACUAGCAGGAGCCAAGGAACAAGCCAGAACCAGGGAAGCGUUCAAGACCAAGGUACAAACAGAAACCAAGGAUCAACUCAGAAACAAGACACUAGCAGGAGCCAAGACACCAACCAGAAUCAAGGCUCUAUCAGGAACCAAGGAUCAAGUCAGAACCAAGGUACAAACAGAAACCAAGGCUCGAGUCAGAAACAAGACACUAGCAGAAGCCAAGGAUUAAGUCAGAACCAGGGAAGCGUUCAUAACCAAGGUACAAACAGGAACCAAGGCUUGAGUCAGAAACAAGACACUGGCAAGAGUCAAGGAUCAAGUCAGAACCAAGGAAUUCGCCACACCCAGGGUACUGGAAGCAGCCAAGGUUCAAAUCAGAACCAAGAAGCUAGCAGGACUCAAAACAUCAUUCAAAACCAAGGAACUACCAGGAACCAAGUCUCAAUUCAAAACCAAGGAACUAGUCACAAUCAAGGAACCAGCCAAAAACAAGGUGUUACAAGGAGUCAGAACCAAGGUACAAACAGGAACCACGGCUCGAAUCAGAACCAAGACACUAGCAGGACUCAAAGCACCACCCAAAACCAAGGAUCUACCCACCAAGCCUCAAUUCAAAACCAAGGAACUAGUCAAAACCAGGGAACCAGACAGAACCAAGGUACGAACAGGAACCAAGGCUCGAGUCAAAAACAAGACACUAGCAAGAGCCAGGGAUCAAGUCAGAACCAAGGAAUUAGCCACGUCCAAGGUACUGCAAGCAGCAAAGGGUCAAUUCAGAACCAAGACACUCUCAGGAUUCAAAGCACCAUCCAAAACCAAGGAAUUACCAAGAACCAAUUCCUAAAUCAAAAUCAAGGAACCAGCCAGAACCUAGGAACCACCAGAAGCCAAAGCUCAAGCUUUAACCAAGGCACCAGCAGAGACCAAAGCACUGCUCAAAACAGUACCAGGAACCAAAGCACCAGUCAGAUCCGAAAGAUUAGUACGGACCAAACCACCGGCGGGAGCCAAAGUACUACCAGAAGCCAGGCCACCAAUCGGAACCAAGGUCAUGAUUUCUACUCACUUCUUGUUGUUUUUGUAUGUUUAGAUGCAGAUGAGUGCGUUGCAUCUCCAGGUUUGUGUGCUCCAGGCGAGUGUGUGAAGAGUCCAGGUGGCUACCGAUGUCUUUGUCCGCCCGGAUACAAGACUGAUGCCCGGAAAACCAGCUGUCAAGACGUAGACGAGUGCGAGGAUCCCCUGGUGUGUCCCGGUGAGGAGUGUGUCAACGGUCUGGGUUCAUAUCGAUGCGUCUCAUGUCGCCCGGGAUUCGGACUUCUGAACGGACGGUGCGCAGACAUUGAUGAGUGCAUCCGAGCGCUGUGCUCCAACGGGCGCUGCGAAAACACGCCCGGAAGCUUCCGGUGCAUCUGUCGUCACGGUUACAAACUCCGGAACAACACCUGUGCAGAUGUGGACGAGUGCGCCGAUCCGUCCCAGUGUCCCGGACAGAUGUGCGUCAAUUCGGCGGGCUCGUAUCGUUGUGUUUCCUGUCGCCCUGGAUACGUGCUGAGCAACAAACAGUGCACAGAUAUCAACGAAUGCGAGGAUGCCACAUUGUGUCCUGGUGGCCAGUGCGUCAACACCAAAGGCUCCUACAAGUGUGUGGACUGCCGCCAAGGCUACCGAGCCAUGAACGGAGCGUGUGAAGACGUGGACGAGUGCGCGAACGCUUCCGCCUGCGAGGCCGAGCACGUGUGCGUCAACACGGUGGGCUCGUUCCGAUGCGACUGCCCGCCCGGGUAUCGAACCUUCGGACGGGGGAGACCGUGCAGAGACAUUGACGAGUGUUUGGAGGAGAACUGGUGCCCCCCUGUGGGCGAGUGCGUAAACACGCCAGGCUCCUUUCAGUGCGUCUGUCCUCAAGGAUAUACGCUCAGCGAUAAUGGUAGCGACAACAAAACGUGCGACGACACGAACGAGUGCGCCGACGGGUCGGUCUGCGGCCGGCACGCCGUCUGCCAGAACCUCGUCGGGACGUACGAGUGCGUGUGCGACCGAGGCUUCGUUUCCGCGCCGGAUGGGAAGUUCUGCGUGGACGAAGACGAGUGCGAGUCCAUGCCGGGCGUUUGCGGUUCGGCUCGCUGCGACAACCUGGAAGGAACCUUCAUGUGCGAAUGCGACACACCGGAGGAAUACUUUGAAACCGACGCCAGACGAUGUGUCAGAGCGUUGCCACCAGAAUGUGGGAAUUUCCCCGUUCACUCUUCCUCAUCCUCCUUCCACGCGGGCGUGUUAGACGUGGUGCCGGCUUCGUCCCCCCUCCCGACGUCCCGCCCGGGCGGAUUCGCCGAGUGCUAUUACAACCUGGAGUCGUCGUGCAGUCUCCUGGCCGCCAACACCAGCUGGCAGGAGUGCUGCUGCACUCUGGGGGAGGGCUGGGGCCUGGGCUGCAGGUACCAGGCCUGCCCCCCUGCCCACACAGCGGACUUCCUGGCGCUGUGUCCCAGCGGGAGAGGAUAUGUGACCGUCGGGGAGGCGGCUUUCAGUUAUACAGAUGUGGACGAGUGCAAGCGCUUCCAUCCGGAGGUGUGCAAGAACGGCGUGUGCGUCAACAUCAUUCCCGGAUACAACUGUUACUGCUCCAGCGGAUUCGUUUACGACGCCGCGCUGCUCGAGUGUGUCGACCUGGACGAGUGCGAGCUGGAGAGUUGCGAGGGCGGCUCCUGCGUCAACACCUUGGGUUCUUACUACUGCAGCUGCCCGCCGCCUCUGCUUCUGGACGACACGCAGCAAAACUGCGUCAACGCGUCGCAUCUCAACCUGGACGAGAACUUGUCCGUGUGCUGGCAGUCGGUGAGCGCCGAGUUGAUGUGUCAGAGCCCCCUGCUGGGCGCGCGAAUCACCUUUACCGACUGCUGCUGCCUCUACGGCCAAGGCUGGGGGAUGGAGUGCGCACUCUGCCCAGAAAUGGACACGGAGGACUUUAGCCGGCUGUGCAGCUCCUUCCCUCCGGACGUCUUCCCGGAUUCGCUCGGACCAGGAAGAAGCACGGGACCGCCUUUGUACCCUCCGUUCAGCAGCGAGACCUUCCCGCCGGACUACGAAGACUAUUCUCCUCGGGCGGCGCCGGACGACGUCCCCCGAGGACGCCCGCGCUUUGACGUGGGUUAUUACACGGAGAGAGACUACGAGGGGCCGGCGCCGUUCCCCCGCCCGCCCGCCGACCGGAGACGGGGGUUCGGAGGCGGAGCGCCGCCCGAAGUCUCUCGGCCUGACGCGCCCGGUCUGAGUUUGGCGCCUCUUCCGGGAGGACCUCCUUACGACGAGAGCGAGGAGGAGGAUUCUUGGGGACCCGGGCCACCCUUCCCUCCUUACACGGGAGGCCGUCCCACCAGACUUUAUGAACGUCGCUACGACGCGUACGCCGGCCUGAGCGCCGCCGAGGAUUGCGGGAUUCUGGACGGAUGCGAGAACGGGACGUGCAUCCGCGUGGACGAGGGCUACACCUGCGACUGUUACCACGGUUACCGGCUGGACGCCGCCACCAUGACGUGCAUCGACAUUAACGAGUGCGAGGGUGGCGCCGAUGUGGACUUCCCGUGCGUCAACGCGCGCUGCGUCAACACGGACGGCUCCUUCCGAUGCGUUUGCCAACGUGGCUACGUCAUGUCGCGGAGGCCGAACCGCUGCGUCCCCGCCUAG
Nerophis lumbriciformis (worm pipefish) is the source of this 5502-nucleotide messenger RNA. NCBI's taxonomy places the organism in Eukaryota, Metazoa, Chordata, Actinopteri, Syngnathiformes, Syngnathidae. The record is from RefSeq and is a predicted model, not a curated record.